This is a messenger RNA of Ipomoea triloba (trilobed morning glory), 1193 nucleotides long. RefSeq lists its product as uncharacterized. NCBI's taxonomy places the organism in Eukaryota, Viridiplantae, Streptophyta, Magnoliopsida, Solanales, Convolvulaceae. Bases 90 to 662 code for a protein of 190 amino acids. The transcript is spliced from 5 exons. The record is from RefSeq and is a predicted model, not a curated record.
GAGAAGCGGAAGGAAGAAAGAGGACGAGUCGUGACUCAGGAGCGAGUGAGAUUAUCCGCAACUCGUGAGCUGAAGCAAAGGGAAAGGCGAUGGAUGUGUAUUCAUGGGUUCGACGCAGCCUAUCCAGAAGCAAACGGACAACUCUACCGGCGGGAGAAAAAAGCAAAGAGUGCCUUAAAAACGAUGGAGAAGAACACCAACUUUACGGCGUCACCGAAGCAUUAAUCGAAUUUAUCAAAUCUUUCUCAGUUGAAACCUUCAGAAACUUCUCUCUUCCAGAUGAAGAGAGAGCUGCUUCCGAGGAUAGUGAAGGAACUUCCGGCAACAUCCGGCAGGAUCUAUCGGAUUGGCAACAGCACCAUGCUUUGCUUGUUCUGUCCAAAGUCAAGGAACUAGCACAGCUGAGAUUUAAGUUAUGCCCACGUUGUUUGAAAGAGCAGCAGUUCUGGACAAUAUAUUUUAUACUAGUUAAGAGCUAUGUGGCUGAAUAUGAACUGCAAGCUGUGCGACUAGCAAGAUUAAAGCAGAUGAGUAUGGAAAACGAAAGCAUUCCGGAUGUUUCUACAUGUGAAGUUGAAAUGCUGGAAACCAAGCAAAAGACACAUUCAGCGCAUGAAAUUUCUUUGGAGGAUAGUGACUGCCAUGACAAUAUUAAAAAUUGAUAUUUAGUUUAGUUGCCAGAAUUAAGAGCAAAUGGUGGUGAGAAGUACUUGAGGAGGUAGAAUUCAAAGGUUUGGCCCACUUGUUUACUGCAACUUCUUGGAAAAUGAGAAUGUAAAAAACACUGAGCUAGUGAAAAUUACUCCUUGUCUUCUUUUGUUGUCAUGAAUCUUAAGUACUGUAAUAGUUCCAGUAUGCACAUGACCACAACUUAACAAAGUUACAAAGAGGUGAGAAAAAAAUAAGGGGGCUGCAGAAUACAGGUAAACAGGGCAAAAGUAGUCUCUUUAUUUUACCCUUUUGUGUCACACAACAUUUGGGAAAUUGUUACUUAACACCGUGGAAGGAUACUAGCUCUCUGCUUUCUGUUGCUGGUAGGUAAAACAGUGCUAGGUGAUGUGGCAUGUCUGUAUUAGAGAAACUGGCUCUUUGCCAUUUCUUUACAUCUUAAGCUGCAUAAGUUUGAAGCUCAUGCCUAAUAGUAAGUUCACUACAAUGUUGAAAAGAUAAUGCAUCUUAUACUUUCAAAUCUA